AUGGUACAUAUCAACGUAAUACGUAAAUAUACCUCGAAAAGCUUGCAACCUGGCGAAAUCACGAUUAGUUUCUGAAGUUGGAAGACAGUCAGGUGUUGGAAUUAGAUUUUUUUUAUGCCUUUUUAUUUAGCUGGUAAUUCUAGGAUCGAGACAAGGAGGUGUUCUUCCCAGCUUAUGGUGAAGAAGCUGCUUUUCCACGUCGAACUUGGAGUUACGCAUAUGGAGCAGAAGCUCGCUGAGUUUAGAGCCCGAAGACAGGCGGAAAAAGGCAUGAAAAAGUCCGAACCUGCUGCUCCUCAGUCCGGAGAACAGAGAGGAGGAGGGCCUGCUGUUCAGCCUGACAGAAGUCAUCAACCAAAAGAGCCAGAAGCCAGUCGAGAUGCAAGCAGCAGCUCUAAAAACAGGGACUGUAGGGACUGGCUGCUAGACAGUACUCUGGGAAGAUGGUUUGCUUCAAGACAGCUGGUCCUCUCCAACAUUAUGUUGCUCAAAGUGCUGCUCUGGCUGGUUCUGGUGGGUCUUUUUGUUGAACUGCAAUUCGGACUGCCUUUCUUCGUCAUCUCCCUGUUCUACUGGCUCUAUGAAGGACUGCGCAGCCCAGAACCUAGAAAGCCAGGAGAACUGAGUGCUUACUCUGUCUUCAACCCAGACUGUCAGCCUCUCCUUGGCUCACUCACUGCUGAGCAGCUGGAGGGGGAGAUGGGCUACAGACCUCUGGCCAACAGAUAAAGUGCUUGUCACUUCCAUAACUGAAGGGCAUAAUUCAAGAUCUUUCUUGUUUGGAAAAAGGAUUAUGAACUGUAUUUCUUAUAUAUCUAUUGCACAUUAAAUUAACGCUGGCAUACUUAUUAUUUUGUUCCCUUCUAUGCUGCAAUAUUUUAGGAACCUCAGAUGUAAAUGCAUAUAAAACCUUUAUCUACAUUAGUCGUCUCACUGUUUGCCUUUCAAACAUUAAUUACCUUGAUUGCUGAAACUUCCCUAAAUUGGGGACUACUCUUUUUUUUUUUUUUUGGACCACAGUUUGUUUUUAGUUCUGUUUGUUUUAAUUUACAAUGCGUUUUAUUUGCCAAGUUUGUGCUCAUAAACAAGAAGUUUGACUUUGGUUCCUCUUUGGUCUCAGUGUGCAGACAUUUCAAUGUAAACAUGUCAAAUUUGGAGAAAAAUAUUUUUUUUUCUUUUUGUUGUUUUGUUUUGUUUUUUGCAAAUAUGGAAAUGGACUAUUUUUGUCAAAGAAGACGAUGAAUUAUUUAAGUAUUGACCUAUGCACCCUGGGAAAUUAUGUGUCUUAUCCAUCAAUAAAUUAUUCUUUUCAACA
Molecule: messenger RNA, 1315 nt
Organism: Gambusia affinis (western mosquitofish)
Lineage: Eukaryota; Metazoa; Chordata; Actinopteri; Cyprinodontiformes; Poeciliidae
Gene: saysd1
Product: SAYSVFN motif domain containing 1
Exons: 2
Coding region: 115-729 (204 amino acids)
Source: RefSeq, a predicted model, not a curated record